Molecule: messenger RNA, 1464 nt
Organism: Dendrobium catenatum
Lineage: Eukaryota; Viridiplantae; Streptophyta; Magnoliopsida; Asparagales; Orchidaceae
Product: palmitoyl-protein thioesterase 1-like
Exons: 12
Coding region: 149-1168 (339 amino acids)
Cellular component (GO): intracellular membrane-bounded organelle
Molecular function (GO): thiolester hydrolase activity
Source: RefSeq, a predicted model, not a curated record
CGUGACGUGGUGACGCUAUUCGAUAUAUAGUAGAAGCCAGAAUUUCUUCUCCGUCCUUUCUCUGAAAAAAGAGGUGAAGAAAACUUCCAGAAUCCCGCCACUUGCAGCCUUUUCUUCGCCUGCCGAUUGCUUUCGAAGAGGCUCGUGGAUGGGCAAUUUACUGCUAAAGAUCCUCGUCGCAAUCGCGAUCUUCUCAUUUUCUUUUCCGAGCUCGUUAUCUCUGCCGUUUAUCGUCAUACAUGGAAUUGGCGACGCAUGCGGUAAUCGGGGGAUGAAGCAAUUCACAGAGCUACUGAGCGAGUGGUCUGAUUCUCAAGGAUACUGUUUGGAAAUUGGAAAGGGUGCAGUGGACUCAUGGGUUUUGCCCCUUCAGAACCAGACAGAUAUUGUUUGUGAAAAGGUGAAGGAAAUGAACGAACUGAGUGGAGGUUUUAACAUUGUUGGCCUUUCUCAGGGAAACUUGAUAGCUCGAGGGAUAAUUGAACUUUGUGAUGGUGCACCACCAGUGGAAAAUUUCAUCUCCUUGGGUGGCCCUCAUGCUGGUACAGCUUCGGUACCACUUUGUGGCUCAGGAAUUUUCUGUGUGAUUGUUGAUGCACUCAUUAAAGCAGAGAUCUACAGUGAUUAUGCGCAGGAACACCUUGCUCCUAGCGGAUAUCUUAAAAUUCCUACUGACAUGUCUCACUACUUGGAAAGAUGCCGCUUCCUUCCAAAGCUCAACAAUGAACGUCCGAAUGAGAGAAAUGCUACAUAUAAAGAAAAGUUUAGUGGACUAAAAAAUUUAGUUCUUAUCAAGAAUGAGCAAGAUAGUGUUCUGAUUCCUCGAGAGACAUCCUGGUUUGGAUAUUAUCCUGAUGGUGCCUUUAGUCCUGUUCUACCUCCACAACAGACCACGCUAUACAUUGAAGACUGGAUCGGUUUGAGAGCUCUGGAUGAAGCCGGGCGUGUGAAAUAUGUCAGCGUACCAGGAGGCCAUCUUGGAAUAUCAAAGAGUGACAUGAAAAAGUACAUGGUGCCAUAUCUAAAAGACGAGUCUUCCACUCAGCCCCAGCAGAUCUCAAGCUGGGCUGCUUCAGUUUGGGACAAAACUCUCUAUAAAGUUGGUUUGCAGGAUAAUAGCGCUCCAUUAUCGCCCUUAAGUCUCAGUUUGGAUGAACUGAAGGUAUAGCCAUUUUACAGCUCUGUAGCUUCUGGGCGUCUUCAUUUAUGUGAUUAAAUAGUCUCUCUACAUGGUCAUUGGCCCUUUACUGCAUUGUAAUAUGUAAUAUGUAUUGGUGUGAAGCGCUCUUGUGUGUUAAACUCACGGGAGCAGCAAUCAAUGACAUUAGUACCUAUAAUACAAUACAAAGUGUAGCUGCAGCUAAAGCUGCACACCAUAUCUAUAUUUCCUAAACCCUAAACUGUCAGAAGAAGUGAUCGGUCCCAUGUCUUGCUCAGUUUGAUAAUUGUCUCUAGUUACAGUCA